AUGGUGAGUCAAACUAAAAAUAGAGAAUCGAUCAGUGAGCAUGAAGCCGCGUUGGAACUUCGCAGACUCCGAGACGCUGCCAAGCUUGCAGCUAUAUAUCACAAUGGUGAAAUAAUUGCAUCAGCCAUUGAGAUAUUUCAUCACGUACAUCAUUAUAUAAAUGAAUGUGCGCGAGAAAAGGAUGACACGAUCCCGGCAUUGCCGGAGGUAAGAAAUCCUAUUUUCUUCGUGUAUCCUAUCUGCAUGCUGAUGAGCCUUGUUCUUGCGAUCUUCUGGUUUGCUAGAAAGAUACUGCCUGACAGACCUAUGAUACCUCUCGCAAUAUGCGCGACAUCGGCUAUUCUGAUGCUUGUGACAGGAAUAAUGGAAAUGAAACACGCUGAUAUGUACAUUGAUGUUACCGAAUUUACUGAUGAGGAAAUAUUGGAGCAUCCCAUCUUUAUUCAUAAUUUUGUAAUGUGUAUAUUAUCAAUCUUCGUCAUGACUUUAUAUCUGAUUCAAGCGUGGGUUCUCUUUGACCAAUGGCAAUGGAUUCGAGAAGAGCAAGAUACAAGUAUAUCAAGUGAUACUCAAAGCUACGAUUCUAGUGUGGAUACCGACGUAACUGAAAAUUCCAUAAAUGGAAAAAAGAUCGAUAAACAUAGUACCAGACAGCAGGUUGUAGAACUGGCACCGAUUCCCUCUUUGAGAGAUUUAUCUGUCUCCGCUCCGAUCACCGAUAGUACCGUAAGAAUGACAAUUCAUUCUGUCUACUAUACAAUUCUAUCGACACUUUGGAUUUUGAAGCAGGUCAAGUUUUCCUGUGCAAUAUAAGAAAAAGGAGCAUUUUGUGUUCAGAUGUAUGACAAAAAUUUUAUCUUUAUUUCUAUUUUUAUAGAAUGACAUUUAUGGUCGUUUCAGUUCUAAGGUUAUCGAAAAAUCAACAGAAUGUUUUCUU
This is a messenger RNA of Formica exsecta, 937 nucleotides long. RefSeq lists its product as uncharacterized. Lineage: Eukaryota; Metazoa; Arthropoda; Insecta; Hymenoptera; Formicidae. The transcript is spliced from 4 exons. Bases 1 to 813 code for a protein of 270 amino acids. The record is from RefSeq and is a predicted model, not a curated record.